UCAUAGUGUAAUAUAGUGCAUCAUCAAAGUUGUUGUGAAUAUAUUAAAGWCUUAUAAUUAUAUAUAUUAAAGUAAAGUACCUAUUAUUUAAUAUUUAUUAAUGUAAAGUUUUAACACUCAAAAUGGGUAAAGAGUACAGCUACAUAAUAUUAUAUGUAAUAAAAUACAAUAAAUGCAUGUAGGUUUAAUUUUAACUAAUAUUCAUGUCCAUUAUCAAUUWUUUUUUUUAAUUUGAGUCGUGAAUCAAAAGAAAAACCAAAGUUAGCGGAAGAAAAUGCAUAACCRUGCAUCUGUGGCAGGUACRAAGAAUGUAUUGCCCACCGUGGAAAGAGGAACAAUGACGUGGAGAAGAAACAAAUCGUAUGCUAWAGGGAUCAAUAUGUCRGCCGUGAUCGUCGUUGGAUUACUUGCGCUAUUGUUGGCCACCCAAUCAUCCAAURGUCAAGUCGACCAACUYCUCUCGGUGACGAUUCCGAACUGUCAAGAUGAACGGUUUCCUAAAGAAGCGGUCGCGGAGUGUCGAGUCGACGAAAUUCCUGAAGUGAGGGCCGUGGACGACGGUGUCAACCGAAUUCUUGCAGUGGCGAGUGCGGACGAUCAAGUCGACAGAAGCCCCGAAGUGGCAAUCGAGGAUGGUCUGCCGGGGCCGUGGAUAUCCGACCUGUUUUACCAGGCACUAUUCAAUUUCAAAAUUCAGCACGUCGGCAGCUCCAUUUGCCGGACCCAAUCCGACAUGUAUGACAGACAUUUGCGGAACCACACCAGUUGGGCGGUUAGAAUGGCGGAAUCCUGGAACCGAUAUCCGACUGGCAUAUUAGCGGGCAACCAAUAUCACAUGGGAACUUACGACGAAUGCGUUGACGUACGUCACCCGGUGAUAGGACAGUAUUGCUUGUCCGAAAUAAAUCUAAGUCCAUUGACCGGUAGAGAUUACAGUUUCAAUACAACGGAUGAUCUAGAUGAUUUUGGGAAUAAAAAUGCCUGGAAUACGAUACUCGGGUGGGGCAAUUAUCCAGACAAAGUGAAACGAAACAAAUUGAAUUUGGGAAUAUGCAUUCCGGAUUCAUGUUCGGCGUUCGACCUGCAAACUUCAUUGCAAAACGAACUGGACAGGGUGUUCACACCAGAAGACAUCAAAGCUGUCGUGAAAGUGGAUCCGAUAAAGUGCACGGUCAGAGGAGACAUGUAUCCCUACAACACAUCGUACUACGUGACCAGAAUGUUUUUUUUAAUUCUUGUUUUUAUUUGUUGCGGCACAACGUUGUAUCAUUACAUAAAAAUAUCAUACAAUAAAAAUCCAAGAGAAACCACCAGUGAAGGUUUCGGUUCAUUUUACAAUACAUUUUCAUUCAUUGAUUCGACCAAAGCUUUGUUAAAAUUCGACAAGGACAACAAUCUAAAUUCACUCUAUGGAUUUAAAGUACUAAUGAUGAUAAUCGUUAUAAUGGGUCACAGAUUAUUUUAUGUGUUUGGAAAUCCCAUGAGUAAYCCUAAACAUUUAGAAAGUAUAUAUCACAAUGGUCCUGAUCUUCUAUUGACUGUUGCAAAUUUGGUCGACCCAUUUUUUUUCAUAAGUGGUUUUAUCAUGUAUUUAAACGUCUCUCGGUCAUCUAAAAACAAAGUUGGAAUCAAAAAAAUCACAUCGCCAAUUAUUCACCGAGUAUUAAGAAUGUUACCGGCGUAUUGCUCAAUGAUGGCGAUCACGGCGCAUAUCGUACCUCACCUUGGGGACGGACCACUGUGGCCAAAGAUUAUAUGGGAAGAAUCUGAUAUUUGUAAAAAUUAUUGGUGGACGAAUUUGUUGUUCAUAACCAAUUUUCUCGAAAACAAAUACGGAUGCCUCCUGGUUAACUAUUAUGUGUCAUGUGACGUUCAGUUCUUUGUAGUUGGAGUGAUAAUUGUUUAUGUUUACAUGGAAAAUUCCAAAUUUGGCAUCGGAUUACUCGGUAUAGUAUUGACUUUAUCGGUAUCCGUGCCGUUUCUGGUCACGUUUAUGAUGGAAAGAAACGGGAUUGACCUAUUUUAUGUUUCAUAUUUAGAAAGUUUAAGGUUUUACUUAACGGUAAAUGAGUCGUACAGAUUAAGUUACAUGCGAGCCACACCUUUCUUUGCUGGUUUAGCCACGAGCUUUAUCGUGGAAAAGUUGAAGGAAAACAAAGUGAAAUUUUCUCAUAUUACUGUCUACGGUGGGACACUCAUUGUUUUCAUAGUCUGUCUUUACGCACAGCUAUACGGUGUAAAAUUUUACUCUCAGCAUAGACCUUAUUACCCGGUGGAACACGCUUUGUACUCAGUUGUCAGUCAUUGUACGUGGUCGGUAUGGGGCAUGUGGUGUUCCAUUUGCUUGUUCACGACUGGAUAUGGUCCCUUUAAAUACAUAAUGAAUAACAGACUUGCUGUGGCUUUGGGAAAACUAUCGUACUCAGUUUUUUUGGUGAAUAUUACUGUCAUUAUGAUGUCUCAUAGUACAAUGAGAUCGCCGUUUUAUCUUUCGGAUAAGUCCGUGGUGGAUUUAUGGAUAUUUGAUAUAUUUAAGAGUUAUGUGGUGGCCUUCGCAUUAUACUUGGUAGUUGAAGCACCAUUUAAUAAAAUUAUUAAACGAUGGAUUGAACAAGGGUAAAGAAGAAAAACUUAGUACUUAAAUAUAAAGCUUAUUAUUAGUGCCUAAAUCGAGUCAUCAAUAAAAAAUUAUUCGAUUAGUUUAUACUUUAUAGCAAUUGCUGCAGCUAUGUAUUUUUUUAAAAUCACAUAUAACUGAUUACACUGUUAAUAGGUACUGCUCAUGUUUAGAAUUUUGAAAAUUUUUAGA
Messenger RNA from Diuraphis noxia (Russian wheat aphid), 2809 nucleotides. RefSeq names its product nose resistant to fluoxetine protein 6-like. The record is from RefSeq and is a predicted model, not a curated record. NCBI's taxonomy places the organism in Eukaryota, Metazoa, Arthropoda, Insecta, Hemiptera, Aphididae. Gene Ontology annotation, molecular function: acyltransferase activity, transferring groups other than amino-acyl groups.